CUGCCACAUCCGUCUCAGAGCGAGUCAGUCUUUGUGUUGUGUCGCGGUCUCCUUGAGCCGUGCCUCGUGUAUUGUGCUGUUAAUCGCUCGUAUAUGUCAUCCUCGCCUCGUCUGUUCUAUAUAACCCGUGUUCAUCUCCUCUCAGCAUCAGUCCGAGCUGGCUCCUCACUCGUCAACAUGCAGAGACCACCAGUCAUAAUAGUGACUCCUAUUCAUAUAUAUCUCAUCAUACUUCCCAGCUACCUCCCUCCCCCUCCUCCGAGUGACGUCAUCAGCUUCUCUCGAGGAGCUUCAUCUGUCCAGGAGUUGAGAAGAGUUCAGGAGCUAGGAGACAGGAGCUCGCCUGUGACACGCGGAGACGACGACUUACAGGAACCAGCGGAUCCGGCCAAGUAUAAGUUCGGUCACUCGGUGAUCGAUCUGGAGGGAGCUGACCUCGGAGCCGGAGACGAGAGGAGCCGGGGGCAGGAGCUAGUGAUGAUAGAAGAGGAGAGGGGGCGACAGAUGUACAGGCCGUGGAGUACGGGGCUGAGGGGCGAGGAGGGAGGAGGGGGUAUGAGUCACACGAGGAGCACCAGCGGGGGGGAGGGGGGCGCCCAGGAUACUGAGCACAUAAUCAACGGCUCUGUACAUUCAUACAGACAGUGGCCAACAAUUGAUCAGAUAAAUAGAUUGAAAAGAACUUUGGUUUGUCAGAAUAUAGUUCAGGACAGUUCAGAAGAUGAUGUUCCCGUCUCCACGACCAAUAAUAUCACGUCUGAUAGCAACGGACCGACGUGUAUAUAUGAAAUGAAUGAUAAGGAUUACAAAGAUGUACUGGUAUCAGGAAACUUCCAACACAAGCAACCGAAGAGAUCAAGGAAUCGCCAGCGGUAUCCCGAAACACAAAGCUUUCAGAAAUAUGAUGAAUCGUCUCCACUGAUAUUUAUUCUUCGACCCGUUCUUGGUUGA
Messenger RNA from Danaus chrysippus (African queen), 951 nucleotides. NCBI's taxonomy places the organism in Eukaryota, Metazoa, Arthropoda, Insecta, Lepidoptera, Nymphalidae. The record is from the annotation of a GenBank genome assembly.